AUGGCAUGGCGAACAACAUUGGCACGGAGCAACAACUGUGGCAUAACAAACAACACGGACACGGGGAAACAACUAGAAAUGGCGAACAAUAUGAACACGGAGCAACAACUAGACAUGGCGAACAACAUGGACACGAAGCAACAACUAGACAUGGCGAACAACAUCGACAAGGAGCAACAGCUAGGCUUCGCACUCCGGAAAAGAAAGGUUGGAGAAAGAAAUCUGGAGGGGAAAAUAGCGGGAAAAGAGAGGGCAGAGGACAGCGAGGGGAUCGAAAUGGGAGAGGGAAGAAUAGAAGAGGGGGAGAAGAGAGGGGGAAGAAGAGGGGAAGAGAGAGGGGGAGAAGAGAGGGGAAGAAGAGGGGGAGAGAGAGGGGGAAGAGAGAGGGGGAGAAGAGAGGGGGAAGAAGAGGGGAAGAGAGAGGGGGAGAAGAGAGGGGAAGAAGAGGGGGGGUAA
Molecule: messenger RNA, 456 nt
Organism: Mya arenaria
Lineage: Eukaryota; Metazoa; Mollusca; Bivalvia; Myida; Myidae
Product: protein nemuri-like
Exons: 3
Coding region: 1-456 (151 amino acids)
Source: RefSeq, a predicted model, not a curated record